AUGGAAGCUACUGGCGCCGUUAACGAGCACACAGGCCGGGAGCAAUACUCCUUGUCGGAAAGGGGGGCAUAUAACUAUGCCCACCGGGACAUCUGGGGCCCUAGGGAAAAGUCGAUGGCGAAUCUGUGGUCACCAGAAAAUCCGGAUGGGCUAGUAAGCCUGUUACUUGCGGAGAACAACAUCCUGCAUGAUGAGAUAUCCGAGUUUUUCAAGCAACAGGUACAAUUCCUACGAAAAUGUGUAAAAAUCAAAAUCAUUCCCGAACAUCACCUCACCUAUGGGCUUGGCCCUCGAGGAUCCCGCCGUCUCCGCCGUGCUGCGGCUGCAUUCGUGAAUGACGAACUUGGUGCUGUCGAUAAGGUCGUGAGUGAUGAUAUCAUCGUGACUCCAGGCUUGAAUAGCGCCAUAGAAUCACUGGUGUGGACUAUCUGCGACCCUGGUGAGGGCGUCCUUGUUCCGAAACCACUCUAUAACGGAUUUGCGAUCGAUAUUCUCAAUCGGAAUGAAACACAUCUCGUGGGAGUCGGCUAUGAGGAUGUUGACGGCUACCGGGAACUGGAUGACUUGUUCAAGCCCGACAUUAAUCGGUUAGCUCUUGAGAAGGGUUUGAGGGAAGCGGAAAAGCGUGGAAUCAAAAUUCACGCUCUCCUGAUAUCGCACCCGCAUAACCCUCUUGGACGUUGCUACCCGACGGAAACGCUGCUAGAAUUUAUGGCCUUCUGCAGCCGAAACCACCUCCAUUUUAUUUCUGAUGAAAUUUAUGCUAGGUCCGUCUUCCGUAAUCCGGAUUUGCCGAACCAGGUCCCUUUCGUAUCGACUGCUUCUCUGUCGCCCAACCCGCUCGGUUCAAACUUCCACCACAUACUGUAUGGUGCAAGUAAGGACUUGUGCGCCAACGGAUUGCGGUUAGGCUUUCUGUGCACAAGAAACAAAGGUGUCUUAGCUGCAAUGUCGAGCAACAAUUUUUUCUCUUGGUCACCUCAUGUUCUUCAGGAUGUCUGGGCCGCUAUGCUGGAAGAUAAGCAAUGGUUCGAAACCAUGAUGCAGAAAAAGAACAAGUUGAUGGCCGAGCAAUACGCGAUUAUCAAUUCGUUCUUCCACACGCGCAAUAUCUACUCUUUCCCUAUGAACGCCGGUCUAUUUGUUUGGGUGGAUUUUCGACGACUGUUAUUGUCCAAAUCGUUACGGGGCAAAUCGGACUAUGGAGCUCUGAGGACAAAAGGUGGCAGCGCUAUCUACAAGCAACGUGAAACAGAGAUUGCAGAUAUUUGCACUCGAAAUGGUGUGCAGAUAGCACCUGGCAGCAAGUUCGAGUCGGAGGAGUAUGGUUGGUUCCGUAUCACGUUUACAGUACCAAGAAAUGUGCUCGAAGAAGGUUUGCGUCGUCUUGCGAAGUCAUUGAAAGAAAUUGAGGCGGUAGAGUGGGAGUAA
Molecule: messenger RNA, 1431 nt
Organism: Clonostachys solani
Lineage: Eukaryota; Fungi; Ascomycota; Sordariomycetes; Hypocreales; Bionectriaceae
Source: the annotation of a GenBank genome assembly